AUGAUGGCAACGUCGUACAAAGCUGCCCGAUGCGCUGGGACUACCGUCGACUACAACAGAAUGGCUGAAAGCCUCCAUUUCGGUACUUUCAAAGGUCACGCCGAACAGCUACAAGCUCUCGAAAAAAAACUAGUCGAUGAAAUGGUAGCAGCUUUGAAGGAGCAACGCUACCUUGAAGCUUCCAAGGGUGACGACACAACAAAACAUGUACACUACGACUUACUAAACGAUGCUGAUACUGCGUUACAGGGCUCAAACCAGUUACUUGCACCGAUGAACCAGAUAAUGGGUUCAAGCAGCAAACGUGGUGAGCUCCACGAUCCAUUAGUGGCAAGUACCGGAUCGGAUAAGGUUACAGAUAAACCGGCACAAGCAUCUGACCUUCUCACUCAUAUACAACAACAACAUGAAGCCGAGACCACGAUUCAAGAGCUCCGCUGCCAUCUACUCGAAAGUAGACGUACUAUCGACACCCUACGCUCUCAGCUUGCCUCUCACAAUUCCACUCGCACUGGAAUCCUAAAACCCAAAACAACGCGGCACUCUGACCAAGAUUAUCUAACGUCGACUCAAGUGAUGCAGUGCUGUGAAAACGCGUUCCGGGCAGCGCUAAAGGUAUUCGAAUCUUAUAAUGACAACAUUUAG
This is a messenger RNA of Phytophthora nicotianae INRA-310, 645 nucleotides long. RefSeq lists its product as hypothetical. Lineage: Eukaryota; Oomycota; Peronosporomycetes; Peronosporales; Peronosporaceae. The record is from RefSeq and is a predicted model, not a curated record. The transcript has a single exon. Bases 1 to 645 code for a protein of 214 amino acids.